Messenger RNA from Gambusia affinis (western mosquitofish), 570 nucleotides. Its product is annotated as interferon alpha-inducible protein 27-like protein 2A. Bases 131 to 421 code for a protein of 96 amino acids. Gene Ontology annotation, cellular component: mitochondrion; membrane. The record is from RefSeq and is a predicted model, not a curated record. NCBI's taxonomy places the organism in Eukaryota, Metazoa, Chordata, Actinopteri, Cyprinodontiformes, Poeciliidae. The transcript has 4 exons. Gene Ontology annotation, biological process: apoptotic signaling pathway.
CAGAAGGCGGACUGGAAGUGCAGUGUGACAGGGCGAGAAUCCUUAAACUUAUUUAUUUCCAGGAGCUUUUUAAUCGUCCUAUUUACUCCCCAGACUUAACUGUGGACUUUAAUUUGAGUCGUGACAAGCCAUGGGUCUGCUUACAGUUACUCUGUGUUCUGUGGUUGGCGCAGGUGGAGCGCUGCUAGCCGCCCCCGUGGUUCUGGGAGCCGUGGGCUUCACGUCUGUCGGGAUCGCUGCAGGUUCCUAUGCAGCGGGCAUGAUGUCUACAGCAGCCAUCGCUAACGGAGGAGGGGUAGCAGCUGGAAGCCUGGUGGCGAUUCUACAAUCUGCAGGGAUGGCUGGUAUAGGUACAGCUGCCACUGCCGGUGUGGCAGGUACCGGAGGAGCUGUUGGAGGACUUCUGGGUCUUAUUUUUUAAGACAGACACCAUUCUGCCAUUUUACAGAGAGGACAAAGAAGCUGUCCAAUGGGGGAAAAAAUCUACAAAUACUCUAUUGAGUUCAAGUUUUAUUGCAAACAAUCCUAUCAAAUGAUUCAAUAAAAUUAUUAACAAAUUUUGACAGGCGA